Messenger RNA from Rotaria sp. Silwood1, 2067 nucleotides. NCBI's taxonomy places the organism in Eukaryota, Metazoa, Rotifera, Eurotatoria, Philodinida, Philodinidae. The record is from the annotation of a GenBank genome assembly.
AUGCCGAACUUUGGUCCAUGUAGUGAACCAUCAUGUACUGCAAUUGCUGUUCGUCUUUUUGAUUGUGCUCAUCAUUGUAUGAAAUUAGUUUGUCUUCAACAUCUGAUAGAACAUGAUCGAUUAAUUAAUAAUAAUCAACUGUAUUUGAAUAAUCUUCGUAUAGAACUUAAACAAUUAUGGGCAGCAUAUUCAUCAUCAAUAGAUGAAACAAAACUUCGUUGUGAGUUUGAAGAAAAAUUAAAAAAACAUAAACAAUUAAUACAAGAUAUAACAAAUCUAUUUGAAAAUGAUUCACAUUGUAUCGAACAAUAUCGUUUUAUGUUGAAAAAACUCAAACAAAAUAUUGAACAAGAAAAACAACUGAAUCAACAUUCGACAGAAUUUUUUCCAUUUAUAGAGCAAAUAAAAAUUGAAUCUAUUGAUGAAAUUUCAACAGUUGAUGAACUUAAUUCGUUGAAUGCUAGUUUAACAAGUUGUAUCGAAAGUAAAAAUCGCAACAAUAUAACUAGUAAAUGUCGAACGAGCAAUUCUCUAUCACUUCGAAAAUUAUCUGGUACAUGUCCAUUUUGGUACGAUGGUGCGUUUGGUUUAACACAAAAGAGUCAUGAAAUGUAUUUAUGUUCCCGUGAAAAAUAUCAUCAACAAUUAUAUCGUCAUUUAACUAAAUAUCAUCAAUUAACUGUAUCAAGUGCAGAAAUAAUUGGUCAAGCAAUUCAAAAUAAUGAAAAUCCUUUUAAAAAAAGGUUAUUUCAAUUAAAUGAUAUUGUUAUUGAUCAACUAAAUCAUCUACAAUGCCCAUUUAGUAUUCAUAAUGAUGCAUUAUUAAUAACUGAUAAAUCAUGUGAACAUAAUUGUCGAACUGUAAAACCAUUAGUUGCACAUGCAUUACGAUACCAUUUAAUUCAUUUUCAUCAAAUGACAACAUUAAAUGCAAAUAAGAUUAAAAAAAAAAUGUCUGAACUAUCUGGUCAAUGUGAAGAUGAAUUAUGUUUAAAAGAAGCUAAUCCUAUAUCAAUACGUGUAUUUCCAUGUUUAUAUCAUUGUAAAAAAAUGUUAUGUAUUAAACAUUUAUCUGAACAUGAUAAAUAUAUUGAAAAUCAAAUUCAAUUUCAAAAACAAUUAGAACAUUUAUGGAACAAUUAUACUUCAAUAUUUAAUGAAGAUAAAAUUAAAAAAGAAUUUCAAAAAUUAAAAAUUAAACUUGAAAAUUAUCAAAAAUUGAGUGAAGAUAUCAAUAAUGUAUUAUUAAUUAAUCAUUUUCAUGAUUCUAUGGAAAAUAAUCAAAAACUUCAAAUAGCUAUUCAAACAGUACAGAAAGCUAUUGAACAAGAAUAUCGAUCAAAAUCAGGUAUUUUUGAUAUUCAUCCGAAAACUGAAUCAACUAUGAUUGAUGAAGAAGAAAAUCAACCGUCUAUCGAUUAUGGUAAUGUAUCAUAUAUAGAUAUAGGGGCUUCAAAAUUUAUUCUAUUAGCUGAUGGUUAUGGAAAUUCAAUUGAAUUCGAAAAUGAAGAUAAUACAAUGGAAGAUAGUUCACUUAGAGAUGAUAAUAGAGAAACACCAAAGAGAAAUAUUAGUGCAUCAAAAAUACGUGGUUAUUGUCCAUUAACACAAGAUGGUGUCUUUGGUAUUAGUUGUCAUUUACAUGGAAUAAGUUUAUGUUCAAGAAAAUCUGAUGGUAAUCAACGUACAUAUCGAUUACAUGAACAUUUUCGUCGUGUUCAUCAUUUAACUCCAUUAGCAUCACUUACACUUGCUCGAGCCAUCCAUUCAGGCCAAGAUCCAAUGACAACACAAUUAUUUAAUGAGCAUCAUAUCAUUUUAGAUAUAGAUGAAUUACGUACAGUUAUUUGUCCCAUAAAGAAGCCUUUUAUCAAUUAUCCAUUACUUCAUAUAGUUAAUUCACCAUGUGAUACAAUAAAACAAGUACGACAUCUUAAAGAUCAUCUUAAACGUGCUCAUAAGUUUACAAAUAAAGCAGCUAAUAUAAUUGUUAAAGGAGUGAAAGCUGAUGCACCAAUACAUAAGAUUCAAUUUCCACGAUGGAUUGAUAUUAUUGAAGAUGAUUAA